Oncorhynchus masou masou (cherry salmon) is the source of this 11032-nucleotide messenger RNA. RefSeq names its product early endosome antigen 1 (gene eea1). Gene Ontology annotation, cellular component: early endosome. The record is from RefSeq and is a predicted model, not a curated record. The coding region runs from base 122 to 4318 and encodes 1398 amino acids. Gene Ontology annotation, molecular function: metal ion binding; 1-phosphatidylinositol binding. Gene Ontology annotation, biological process: endocytosis. The transcript has 29 exons. Lineage: Eukaryota; Metazoa; Chordata; Actinopteri; Salmoniformes; Salmonidae.
CUCACAGCUGCUGUACCAAGAAGUGGGCUUGUCAUGUGUACCGAGUAACCAACAACGGCGUAAACUUUAGAUUUGGAAGAUCGAUCGCAUUUCAUUUGACAGCCAAACACAAAUCGAUACCAUGCUUAGACGGAUACUUCAAAUGACUCCUGGGAAAGGAGGCUCUCAGAACUCUGAGUCAGACCAGCCCAGUGCAGACUUCAACAAUGACCAGACCUCUGAGGGGUUCAUCUGUCCCCAGUGCAUGAAGUCCCACAACUCAGCAGAGGAGCUAUUCAAGCACUAUGAGCUGUACCACGAUUCAGGAGACCAGCCCUCACACAUGGGCCCUGGCCGUGAAGACCUUGUGCUUCUCCGGCAAGAGUUGCAAGAACUGCAGACUUCGCUAAAGGAGGAGAAAUGGUUCUCUGCGGAGUUGAAGAAGGAACUAGACAAAGUGCAAGGACACCUGAAGCAAGGUCCACAGAAUGAUGGCCAGACAGGAUUAGAGGAUUCUGCCUUGGCGAUUAAGCUGAACGAGGCGGAGACAGAGACGUUCAACAUCAAGCAGAUGAAAGACCUGUUUGAGCAGAAGGCUGCCCAGCUGGCCACAGAUAUUGUGGAUGUCAAGUCUCGUUAUGAUGAGGAGAAGAGCUUGAGGGAGGAUGCAGACCAGAAGCUGGCGAACCUGAGCCAGGAGCUGCAGAAAGAGAGGCAGGACAAGGACCGGCUCCACACUGAACUGCUGCAGCGGCCAGGAGUGGAGGACGUGGAGCUCCUGCAGAAGGAGCUGAUACAGGUGCAGACGUUGAUGGACAGGAUGACACGUGAGAGGGAGGAUGAGUCCGAACACCUCAAGAGAAAAUAUGAGCAGCUGCAGGCUGACCACACCAGCUCAGAGAUGACCAUCUCCCAGCUGAAGGCAGAGCUAGAGAAGGGACCUCAGGAGGCAGCUGUGUACACCCAGCAGAUUCACCAACUCCAGAGCUCUCUGAACAACCUGCAGCAACAGAGCCAGAUGCUUUCAGAGAAGCUGCUGCGCAGGGAGAAGGAGUUUCAGGAGCUGGAGGAAGGCCUGAGGGCCGAGCAGGUCUCCAAGAAGACAGCCCAGGCCAGCCUGCACCAGAGGGAGCUGGAGGUGCAAGAGCUCCAGGCCCGGGCAGUGAGUGCCGAGGCCAGCCUGCAGAGAGCCCAGGCAGAGCUGGGGGAGCGGGGGGAGGAAGCCGGGAGGCUCCGAAGGGAGUUGGCUGAGCUGGAGGCCAAGCACAGGGAGGUGAAGACUGAGAGGAAGCAGCUGCAGCAGCAGAGGGAGGAGAGGGAGAGCCAGGGCCUGGCGCAGCAGAGUGAGAUCUGCCAGCUGCAUGCUAAGCUGCUGGAGGCGGAGCGGCAGCUGGGGGAGGUGCAGGGCCGUCUGAAGGAGCAGAGGCAGCUCUCUGGGGAGAAACUAAAGGACCGCGAGCAACAAGCCGCCGACCUGCAGAUCAAACUGUCCCGCUCAGAGGAACAGUUGAAGGAGAACAGCAGUAAGACAUUGGACCUGCAGCACCAGCUAGAGAAAGCUAAGCAGCAACACCAGGAGCUCCAGGGCCUGCAGCAGAACACCAACACCAAGCUCAGAGAGGCACAGAAUGACCUGGAGCAGGUGCUGCGUCAGAUCGGGGACAAGGACCAGAAGAUCCAGAACCUGGAGGCGCUGCUGCAGAAGACCAAGGACAGCGUGAGUCAGCUGGAGGCCGAGAGGGAGGACCUGGUGGCCAAGAUCCAGGCCGGGGAGGGAGAGACGGCUGUGCUCAACCAGCUUCAGGAGAAGAACCACACACUACAGACGCAGGUCACACACCUGACAGACAAACUAAAGAACCAAUCGGAGAGCCACAAGCAGGCCCAGGACAACCUCCACAAGCAAGUGCAGGAGCAGAAGACCCUUCUGCGGGCGGCACAGGACCAAGCCCAGGCUGUGGAGACCUCUAUAAAGGAAGUGAACACCCAGCUGACCGAGAGCAGGGAGAAGGUGGCCCAACUGGACACACAGUUGAAGGCUAAGAUCGAGAUGUUGCUGUCGGCCGAGGCAGCCAAGGCAACCCAGAGAGUAGACCUGGAGAACCACCUGGAUACAGCCCAGCAUGCACUGCAGGACAAGCAGCAGGAGCUGAGUAAGAGCCUGGCGUGUGUGGAGGAGCAGGGCCGGAGGCUGCAGGCGAGACAGGAGCAGUGUGGCCAGCUGGAGGCCAGUCUGAAGGAGGUCAAAGACGAACUACUGAUCUCAGAACAGCGCUUAGAGCAGCUGGAGCUGCUGGCCAAGAAAGCGGAGGCGGAGGGGGUGGAGCUGCGUGCUGACAGGAAGCAGGCCCAGCAGGAAGUGCAGAAGCUCCAGAAGCAGGGGUCGGAAGUCAAGGGAAAGCUGAAGGAGCUGGGUUGCCUAUUGGAGACUGAAAAGUCUGGAGCUGCUGCGUUACAGGUGGAGCUGAAGAGAAAAACCUCCUCCCUGAGUGACACGCGACAGCAGCUGGAGCAAUGUGAGCAGGAGAAGACCUCCCUCCAGGCCAACUUGGACAAGCUAGCCCAGGAGGGGCAGGCGCAGCAGGCAGAGCUGGACAGGAAAGCCCAGGGCUUGGCCAGAGAGCUCCAGACGGCCCAGCAGGAGAAGGAGGCCCAGGGGAAAGAGCUGGUGGUGGUCAAGGAUGGCCUGGCUAAGGCCUCCAAAGCCAUGAAGGACAGCCAGAUCCAGCUGGACAAGGAGAGGAAGAGCAGCAAGGCAGUUCUGGAGGAGAAGGAGAAGUCCCAUGAGAAGGCCAGACGAGAGCUGCUGAAGGCCACAGAGGCCACCACAAAGGAGAUGGCAGAGGUCAAAGGGCAGCUGGAUAAGAUCAGAGAGGUAGAAAAAGGGCUGAAUAUGCAGCUGACUGCGUUAACAGAGCAACACACCAAGACCCAGGAGGCCCUGAAAGGGAAGGAGAAGGGGGUGCAGCAGCUACAGGCACAGCUGACGACAGCCCAGGGGUACUUCAGCCAGGAAAUUAAGAAGCUGGAAAGCCAAGUGACCGCGCUGCAAGGAUCACAUGCCAAGAAGGCUGAGGAGGAGGGUCAUCUGAGGGAACAGGUGUCAGGCCUCGGCCAGGAUUUGAGCUCUGAGAGGACCAGAACCACUGAGCUGCAGGAGGUUCUAGAGCAGAGUCAGCAAGGCCUGGUCAAGCUGCAGUCUGACUACUACGGCAAGGAGUCAGAAUUGUCAUCUCUCAGACAGGACCUCAAGUCGUCUGAGGAGAGGCUGACUCUGUCCCAGGAGGAGUUAUCUGCUAGCUUGAUCCAGCUGACUGGUCUGGAGGGGCAGGUGCAGGCGGUAAAGGCUGCCAGGGCCUCCCUGGAACAGGAGCUGGCUAAACGGGACCAGAAGCUUGGCCAGCAGGAGACGGCCCUCAAAGAGUUGCAGAAACAACAGGGUAUGACGCAGGAGGAGCUGCAGAAGGAGAGGAGUAGAGCAGAGGAGCUGAGCCAGACUAAGGCUGCCCUGGAGAAGAACACAACCAGACUGGGCUCUGAGCUGAAGGCACUUGGGGAGAGGAGUGACAAAGAGUUGAUGGAGCUGCGGGAAGCCAAGCAACUGUUGAUCCAGCAGAAGCUGGAGAUGCAGGGCCGGGUGGAAGAGGUGCAGGCAGCCCUGGAGCAGGAGAAGACCCUGCACCAGGCCACCAGAGACAGUGUUACCCAGAGAGAGGAGAAGCUUCGGGCAGAGACCCAGGAAAUCCAGGCCCAGCUGGCGUCAGAGCGUAAUGCUCAUGAUGGGCAGGCAAAGCGGGGAGAGGAGGCGGAGGCGCGGCUGGGCCUGCAGGUGACGGCGCUCAACGAGAACGUGGCCACGCUGAAGAGGGAGUGGCAGGGGAGUCAGCGGCACUGCGGCGAGCUGGAGAAGCAGACGGAUGAACUGCGGGGCGAGAUUGCCGUGCUGGAGGCCACCGUGCAGAACAACCAGGACGAGAGGCGCGCGCUGCUGGAGAGGUGUGUGAAGGGUGAGGGGGAGAUGGAGAAACUGCAGGCCAAAGUAGUGGAGAUGAGGAGGAAACUGGAUGAUACGACAGCCGCCAUGCAGGAGCUGGGCAGAGAAAACCAGUCACUACAGAUAAAGCAGUCACAGUCUCUGACCAGGAAGUGGGCAGAGGACCACGAGGUACAGAACUGCAUGGACUGUGGGAAGGGCUUCUCUCUCGCCAUUAGGAAGCACCACUGCAGACACUGUGGCAACAUCUUCUGUGCAGAGUGCUCCGCCAAGAACGCCCUCAUACCCUCAUCCAAGAAGCCUGUGCGGGUUUGUGAAACAUGCUUCGAAGAUCUCCAGGCCUGACACCCUCUUCCCCCCCUCCCCCCAGUAGCCCAGCAACGGCAUGUCUCAUGAUGUCCAUUUUCUAUGUGCAUUCAUCUGGACUGAGGAACCAACAGAGGACAGUUAGACAUGAACCCCAUUGGACCAUGUGAAGCAAACAUACCUACUGAGCUUUGGAGAGGAGUAACCUGGUGAUGGGAUGGGAGUGCAGAAGAAGUGGCCAGUCACUAUAGGGGCCGAUGGGGGUUUAGCAGGUGUCUCGACGUCACACAAGAAGAUGGGAACAUAAUGGAAGAAGCACUGCAGACAUUUCUGAGCUAUGUGAUGGAAUAGGCCGCAUCUGUAUAGUGCCUUUGCUGCUCCUGACCUGAAGUCGACAUGUCAGUCGGUCGGACAGAGUAUGGUAACAGUAUGAUAACAGGGAGAGCUCAACAGCACCAUCCAUUACUCCACACAUCCUAGCUAGAACGGCGGCCAUCUUGGUUUGGCAUUGUUUUCAUCUUGAGCAUUAACCAGACAGUUGACUGUAAGUUGGGUCUUGAAGGGUUGUACCGACUAACGGAUUAAGUUAACGAAAGGAUAUAGUUACCUUGAAAGGUGGAAAGCAGUGGUUCUUUGUUUUAGAAGUAUUUUGUUCACGACCAAAGAAUGUCUAACUGGAGGAGUCCAACAGUCCUGAGAGAUGGCAUGAUAUGAAGCUAAAUGGAAAGCCUGGAUUUUUCAUACCUUUAUUUCUUUUCAAUUACUUUUUAAAUCUAGCUGAAAGCUUUGACUCAUAAGGUCAUACAUUUUAUCAAGAUUUCAGACGUGCUUGAUAUACAUCAGAAUGUAAAAAAAAAAAUUCAAUGCUGCUCAUCUAUCUACAAAACGGAAUAACUUUUUUUGUUUUUCACUGUCCACGUGGUUGGUUGCAUGUGCUUUUUCUGUCGCCUGUAUCCCAUUCAACAUCAUGACUACUGCAGGGGCUGUGUGUGCUCUGCUUUGAAGCAGGAGCAAUAACUGUCCACGUGUAUCUGGUGUGUGUGUAUAUGUGGUGCUUUAGGAAUGAAUGUGUAUCAGUAUGUGUAGGGGCUGCAGUGUUGUCAGUCUGCAUGGUGACUGUUUAAACCUUCACUUUAAGACACUUUUGUACAUGUCAAUGUUGAUUUACACUAAUUGCUAACUCUUUACAACCCGUCAAAAACAGCACUGAUAACACUUUUUAAAAAUCUGGUCCUCAUUCAAGUAUUUUUUGGUGAUUCUCAUGAAACUAGUCAUCUGUAGCAAAUAUCAACUAUCAUUCUGAAGACAAAGUCCAGUUUUUGGCAGUCUUAUUUUAAAUAAAGUUUUCACCCCAAAUUCUCAUUACCGAAAUGCAUCUGUAUUCAAUUCUGAGGUAAUUUUAUACUAGUUGAAGUGGACAUGUCUCAUUACCAUAACACUUUCAAGUUUCUGUAAAAACUCUUAAAUGUUUUUAAAUAAACUUUUAUUCACUCAUGAUGCAUCAUCUUGAGAAGGGUUUCCCAAAGUCGGUCCUGGGGCCACCCCCCGGGUGCACGUUGUGGCCCCAGGACCGACUUUGGGGAAACCCUGAUCUAGAGGUUUAACUUUAACUGAGCACAAGUUAAUUGAUCCACUUAUAUGCCUUCAGAAUGGGGUUCUUAUUCUCAAACAACCCCUUUACCCCACUUGGUCUUCUCAUUACAGAUUUGGCUAAAAAGCUCAAAUUGGGAAAAAUCAGAACCAUUACCUUAAACAUGGAGGUAUGAAUGGGCUUUAGUGAUGUGGUCAAUUGUUUGCUGACUCAUAAUGGCUGUCUCCUAUUAUUUGCAGAUUGAGCUAAGGGCCUCUCAUUACCAAAACAAAUGUCUCAAAUAUGGGGUGUAAAAACCCUGUUUAAAUUACUUUUAAGCCACGAUCAUCAGUUUGUGUUUCAGCAAAGAGCAACCCCACCACAAAGGAGAAUAUCCCCAAUUUUGACAUGUGUACCUGUUUUUCACACUUACCUAUACUGUUGUUUGAUAUCCCAAGACAGUUGUCGUUCCACGUAUUUAGAUGCUUUAUAGGCAUAUUGUGUUCUGCCGUUUGCCCAUAGGAUCCCAUUCAAUCCAGAAAUACAUCUUUAAUAAAAUGUACAACCACAAAUAUCCACGUCCUAAUACACCAAUAUUACCUGUAAAGACCUUGGAGAAGUAUUUCUUUACAGUUACGUUUAAGUCCGCUUUUGAAAAUGCAUGCAUAUAAUUACAGUACUUAUACUGAAAUAAGUGCUAUUUUAGUCCAUUACACUAAGAUCAGUGAUUUUAGCACUAUGCAAGGAUUAUUUGGGAUUAACAAAUGAUGAAACUGAUUUGUUUGGUUACUGAAUCUCUGGUAGAGAUCAGUACAGGUUUUUCAAUGGCAAAUUAUACAACACUAAUUUCCGAAACCUGCUCAUCAUUACCGUAAUGCGGAAAUAUUAGGACACAUUUAUGCACUUGUCUUAAUCUGAUGUGUACAUAAAUUAAAUAAAACAAUUUGAAUGUAUACAAAAGUUGAUUCAAAAAGGUUGUUACUGUAAUAUUUCCCGAAAUACAUUUUAAAUGUUUAACUCAGGCCUUUUCAUUAGGGAAGCAAUGUUAAAAAUAUUAUAAAUUGAUUUGUUUUACUUUUUGGGAGUUUAAAAAGUGUUGCGGUAAUGAGAAUUGUUGCAUUGGUAGUUGUAAAACGCAUUAUCUGAUCAAAAAACAAGACUAAUUAUGAGAUAGGAAAGUACAUAUCCUAAUCUCGGUGAUCCAAGAGGACAUUUAUUUUUUUAAAUGUCAGUUUCAUGAGAAUGACCCUAAAAACAGUGCCUUCAGAAAGUAUUCACACCCCUUGGGAUUUUCCACAUGUUGUUGUGUUAUAAAGGUGGGAUUAAAAUAUUUAUUUGUAUUAUUUUGUCAAAAAUCUGUCAAAGUGGAAGUAAAAUUCUAACGUAUGUAAAAACAAUUAUGAAAAAUAAAACUCUUGAUUACAUAAGUAAAGAACCUUGAGUCAAUACAUGUUAGACUCACCUUUGGCAGCGAUUAAAGCUGUGAGUCUUUCUGGGUAAGUCUCUACAAGCAUUAUACACCUGAAUUGUAUAAUAUUUGCUCAUUGUUCUUUUAAAAAUGAUUCAAGCUCUGUCAAAUUGGUUGUUGAUCAUUGCUAGACUGCCAAUUUAAGUCAAAACUGUAACUAGGCCACACAGGAACACUCAAUGUCGUCUUGGUAAGGAACUCUGUAUAUUUAGCCUGGUGUUUUAGGUUAUCGUCCUGCUGAAAGGUGAAUGUCUUCCAGUGUCUGUUGGAAAGCAGACAACUUGGUUUUCCUCUAGGAUUUUGCCUGUGAUUAGCUCUAUUCCAUUAUAUUUGUAUCCUAAAAAAACUCUCUAGUCCUUGCCGAAGAUUAGCAUACCCAUAACAUGAUGCAGCCACCACCACGCUUGAAAAUAUGAAGAAUGGUACUCAGUGAUGCAUUGUUUGAUUUGCCCCGAACAUAACUGUAUUCAGGACAAAGUUAAUUUAUUUGCCACAUUUUUUGCAGUUUUAUUUAAGUCCCUUAUUGCAAAACAAGAUGCAUGUUUUGGAAUAUAUUUAUUCUGUCAUUCAGGUUAGUAUUGUGGAGUAACUGCAAUGUGGUUGAUCCAUCCUCAGUUUAUCACAGCCAUUAAACUCACUGUUUUAAAGUCACUUUCCUUCCUCUCCGGAAACAGUUAGACCCGUAUCUCUGUAGUGACGGGGUAUAUUGAUGCACCAUCCAAAGUGGAAUUCAUAACUUCACCAUACUCAACGAAAUAUUCAUUGUCGGCUUUAUUUUUACCCAUCUACCAAAUAGCUGUCCUUUAUUGCGAGGCAUUGGAAAACCACCCUGGUCUUUGUGGUUGAAUCUUUGUUUGAAAUUCACUGCUCAACUGGGGUCCUCACUGAUAAUUGUAUGUGUGGGGUACAGAGAUGAGGUAGUCAUUCAAAGUGUUAAACACAUUGUAGACAGAGACCAUGCAAAAUGCACAUUUUUACUCAACUUAUUUAAGCUUGCCAUAAAACAUAAAAGGGGUUGAAUACUUGACAUUUCUGCUUGUAAUUUAAAAAAACGUAAUUCCACUUUGAAAUGAUGGGGUAUCGCAGUAGUGUGCCGUGGUUCUGGGGCCUGGGCCUUCAGUGAAGUCCAACACAGUCCCACCCAAAUUAAUCCACCUCUUAUUACCAUCAUUAUGAUGCCAUGGCUCUAGACACUAUACAUUUAGACAAACGCAGUAUAACCAGGCGUUGCGUCACCUUGAAAUUGACAUUUUUAUUCAGAGAAUUGCAGGGUACAAUACCUUUUCAUUGUGCAGCUUUGUUGCCCUGCGCGCUUGUUCGUUGAGCUGUAGAUCCAUUCGGGUGUCCCCAAAAGUUUUCAAAAGCACCAUUGUUUGUAAGUGCCCAGCCGUACUUUGGUGUCUCGUUGCUGCCUUGGUUAGACAACUCAGGUUUGCAAAGCCAGUGUGGCUCCAAACACCAAAUCGAUCACUUGCAAAUAAUAGGCAUUCCAAGCAGUACAGUUUGCAGUGCUUCUCGGAGCCUGUCUGUAGCGUCGGCGUCUACCUCUCCUGACAAUGUCUAACUUUUCUUGAAAAGUUUGUCUUGAGAAUGGCGUUAUAAUUAUAUCCUCGACCAAAUUGAUAUCUUCUCCUUCCGCCAUUGUGGGUUGAAAAAACAGCUUAGUAGUAAUUUGUUGAUCAAUUUCAGUUUCCUAGUUCUGAGACCUGCCCAUAUAGGACCUGCCACUCAACAUUGGUAAUCCAAUCAAAAGACGUGCAGGCACUACGCCUGCAAGCUGGCUCCUGUGUAACACUGGAGCCAGCCAGCAGGCGUACAAUAGCCAACUCUAAAGCUGAUUGUUUGACACUAAAUUUGAAUUUUCAUUCACUUUAAGCUACAAGCGCCCGCACUGUUGAUUCUGAAGGCCUGAGGGCAGAUUUUAGACCCCUGGCAACACAUGAUGGCUGAAUAUGAUUGGAUAAAAUAUCUAACAUAUUAUAUAUUCUAACAUCCAAAUCUCAACCUGGGGCUGGAAGCAGUGCAACCAAGAGGAACGCUAUGAAAUGAAGAGUAACUCUUACUUUGGGGAAUAAUUUAAUACAUAUUUGUGGGAAAAUAUAUUUAAAAAAAAUAUAUAUUCUGAUGAUGUUUAGGCCAGCAGAGAAGGCCUUGUUGGCCCUGACGGCCCACCACUGGGGUAUCGUGUGUAGGCCUGUGAUUAACUCAAUAGAAAUACAUUUUAAAUUUAGGCUGUAACACAAUGUAGAAAGUCAUGGUUUGUGAAUAUUUUCUGAAUGCACUGUACUGAUUUGAACUGCUCCUGCACUGUCUGGUCAAUCCACAGUAAAUGAUAAAGGCUCUUAGUUGAAAGACUGCCAUGUUACUGUGAGUGACUUGGUCAGCCGUCUGGCUUCUGGUUUGCUGUAUGUCUGGCUAGCAGAUGGACAGCCAGCCCAUCUAGCUCAGGGUUUCCCAAUCCCCCCCGGACUGUGUCUGGCUAGCUGUCUUUGAAGGCCUGAACACCUUUCUUUCAAUGCCAGUCCUCCCUCUACUCUGGGUUCAAGAGGUCAUUCUCAAACACUUGGCUUUGACCAUAUCAUUUUGAUCAAGUAGACUCCUGUGUCGUUAGAAGCCAUUUCUGCAUUACAUUGGUUUAGUCUACCUCAGAUUGGCACAGGCACUUAAAUAGCACUAUGGUUAACCUGAAAGAUUCUUCUUUCCCUGUUGUUCAGAUCAGGUUUCUCAGCUUGCUGGAUGCAUUUAAUAUUGUGGUUGUCACGAAGGCCAAGAGAUUUGCGGUCUAGGCUGCGCCUCAUCAUAUUCUGGGUUAAGAGCAGUUACAGGCACAACCUGUGCCAAGUAUCUGCCCACUAACUCCACCCUUAUAGUUGAGAAGUUGUCACCAACCCUGGUCCUGGAGAGGGCUACAAGGUUAGCGCAGGCUUUUGUUCCAGCACUAAUACCGCUUUCAUAGCAACUGCUCAUCAAUACUUUAAAUUGAAGCGGGUGUUUCAGUGCUCGGCUGGAGCAAAAACCUGCCCCUCUAACUCUGUCAUAGGGUUUACCAUCUUAUUGUACAACAUUGUCACUUAGUAAUUAUCUUUGUAAAAUGUUAACACUUGCGUGUGUAUAAAGAAGCGUUCGACAAAUGUAACGUAACAAAAAAAAAGAUGGCACUACACAUUAAUCUGGCUUGUUUCACGUGGAUGCCGGCCGUCGUCAUGCAUGAUAUCGAUUGGCUUGUUCAUUCCUCCUUCACUUUAGAGGAUAUCAUAGCACCGUUUAUAUACUUUAGAAAUUCCUCCUUCCUCAUUUCCUUCAGGUAAGCACAAAUCUAAGUGGAUGGAUAGAUGAAAGGAAGGUUAACUCACUUCCACCGAUCUGUAACUUCAAGGAAGGAUACAUUUCUGGUGUAUUGCAACAGGGCCCCGUGUGUAGCGUUUGUGCCUGAAAGAGUCACUUUACCCUGCAUUCGUCAACCAAUGGUUGCGUGCCAUGUCAGACAUCUAUUCAGGCAUUGUAAGAUCUGUCAUGCAUCAGCAACAUCUAAGCUCUGAAACGCAGUCCUUGUUUGUCAUGGUGACAGUCGGGAACCCUGUGUUCCCUUGGACCACUGACUACCUGUCCUGGAAGAAGGGAUGUGUGUCUGAUUAAGGAAAGACAUAAUUUGACUAGAUGUACCAUUUGUUUUCAAAUUUUCCAUCAUGACUAAAUAAAAGGGGUCUGUAUUUUC